UACAUUACUGCUGCUCUGCAGGGAUGAGUAAUGGCAGGAGAAGGGCAAUAGGGGUUAAAUCCAUCAGCCUGGGUUAUCGCUCUCUAAUUGCUCUACUCUUUACUUGCCUGUAGAAAUCCAGUCUGGGGUCAGCAGCCUUCAUCACAGGGGGAUUAAAAUGCUCAAGGGAGUUAAUGCCAGGGCUGGUGUCCCUGCCCUGCUCCACAGAUCCCUGUCUUUCCCAUCUGGGAGCUGAAGGGAGCGCCUGGAAGAGGGCGGCUCCAUGUCUGAAAGUUCAGAUGCUGCCCUGAAUGUGCUGUCUCUGGGCGACAGGAGAGCGUUUGAUUUGGCACCCCAGUGCCUCCAGCCUGCAGAUCUCGUGCCCUCUGUUCUCUGCCCAAAAUGCAGAUUUAAAAAGGAAAAGAAGGCAUCUGCCUUUCAGUGCACUGCUAAAUGUCAGGGCACGGUCCCAGGGAGACACGUUCUCCAGAGCACCUAAGAAACAGGAGGGGGAUGCAGAGAAUGGGGUUUCAGAGCUGAAGUUAGCGAAUGCGAGCAGUGGCGUCUGAAGAGGCUCGUGUACUGCUUUCAGGGAUGUCGGUGAAGUGAGCGGGCUGCAUCCCCUCCUCUGCCCAGCGCAGGACCAGAGGCUGACUGGAAGCUGGCAUGCUGUCCCCUCCAGCCCCUGCGAUGCCCAGCCCUGCUCCUAGCCUUGCUUUCCACCGGUGAUACACCCUGCUUUCCCCUGGCUGCAUUACAGAGACAGGCAGCAGUGAGUAUGCUGAAGAAAACCAGCCUGCAGCCAAAGCCCAGAGGAGUUCUGCAGUGAAGCUGGUUGCUCAAAAGCCAAAGAGUUGUCCCUUCCCCACCUUGGUGUGGACAAGCAUCUCAGACAGUGAAUUCCUCUGUGCUCCACGAGUGCCAAGGUCCUGGUCUGCAGGCUCGAAAAAGAGGGGCUGCCAUGGAAGAGAAUGUGUUCAGCGUGCAGCAGAUACAGCCCAACGUCAUCUCGGUGAGGCUCUUCAAGCGCAAGGUGGGCGGCCUCGGCUUCUUGGUGAAGGAGCGCGUCAGCAAGCCACCCGUCAUCAUCUCCGACCUGAUCCGGGGAGGGGCUGCCGAGCAGAGUGGCCUCAUCCAGGCUGGGGACAUCAUUUUAGCCGUCAAUAGCAAACCGCUGGUGGACGUGAGCUAUGAGACCGCGCUGGAGACGCUGAGAAGCAUCGCCUCCGAGACCUACGUGGUCCUCAUCCUGCGGGGUCCCGAGGGCUUCACCACUCACCUGGAGACCACUUUUGCAGGCGACGGGACACCAAAAACCAUCCGCGUCACCAGACCCCUCUGCCCGGCUCCGAAGGCGGUUGACUUGUCCAACCCAAGCCUGCACAGCAAAGAGCAGCCGCUGCCAGCAGCCGACCGCACCAUGGGCUCCCUGUGGACAAGGGAGAUUGGGCAGGAGGUGGAGCCGAUGGUCCAUGUUAACGGCGUCGUUACCGGUGGCAAAGGGCAGGGCAGUGGAAAGGGGAAGGCGGGUGCUUGUAGCUACCCUUGCCUCAACGGUGGCGUGGAAGACAAUGAACUUCUCAAAGAAAUCGAGCCUGUCCUGGAUCUCCUGAAGAGCAGCAGUAAGGACAGCGAUGGAGAUGCACCCUCCAAGGUAGAGACAAGAGAUAUAGAAGUCCAGGUAGACUGUUUCAGGGAAGGGGAAAACAAGCUGCAGAAAGCUUUACCAGCCGGGAUGGAGAACGACCGUGUCCUCGGUGACCUGUGGGGAAAGAGCAACGUGCCUGUGGUCCUGAACAACCCCUACUCCGAAGCAGAGCAGCCUCCGCCAUCGGGGCGGCAGUCCCCGACCAAGAACACAGUGAAUGGAAGUCCUUCCAAAUGCCCCCGGUUUGUGAAAAUCAAGAACUGGGAGACAGGCUCCGUGCUCCAUGACACCCUGCACCUCAAGACGGCGAUGACCACAGCGUGCACCGAGCAGAUCUGCAUGGGCUCAGUAAUGACUCCUAGCCAGCACAUCCGUAAGUCAGAAGAUACCAAGACAAAAGAGGAGGUGCUCCUCUUGGCUAAGGACUUCAUUGACCAGUACUACUCCUCUAUAAAGAGAUCUGGCUCCAAGGCCCACAUGGAAAGGCUGGAGGAAGUGACCAAGGAGAUUGAAGCCACUGAUACCUACCAGCUGCGGGACACAGAGCUGAUCUACGGAGCCAAGCAUGCCUGGAGGAACGCAGCCCGCUGUGUGGGCAGGAUUCAGUGGUCCAAGCUGCAGGUGUUUGAUGCCCGGGACUGCACCACAGCCCAUGGGAUGUUCAAUUACAUCUGCAACCACAUCAAAUACGCUACCAACAAAGGGAAUCUCAGAUCUGCUAUUACCAUCUUCCCGCAGCGGACGGACGGCAAGCACGACUUCCGCAUCUGGAAUGCCCAGCUCAUCCGCUACGCCGGCUACAAGCAGCCCGAUGGCACCAUCCUGGGAGACCCUGCAAACGUGGAGCUGACGGAGAUCUGCAUUCAGCAGGGAUGGAAGGCACCACAUGGGCGCUUCGACAUCCUGCCUCUGCUCCUCCAAGCCAAUGGCAAUGACCCAGAGCUCUUUGAAAUCCCUCCAGAGCUCGUGCUGGAAGUGCCCAUCCGACAUCCCAAGUUUGAAUGGUUUAAGGACCUGGGCCUCAAGUGGUAUGGUUUGCCAGCGGUUUCCAACAUGCUCCUUGAGAUUGGUGGCUUGGAGUUUUCCGCCUGCCCCUUCAGUGGCUGGUACAUGGGCACAGAGAUCGGGGUCCGGGACUACUGUGACAACUCUCGCUACAACAUACUAGAGCAAGUGGCCAAGAAAAUGGACCUGGAUAUGAGGAAAACCUCCUCGCUGUGGAAGGACCAGGCCCUGGUGGAGAUCAACAUUGCUGUGCUGUACAGCUUCCAGAGCGACAAGGUGACCAUUGUGGACCACCACUCAGCCACCGAGUCCUUUAUCAAGCACAUGGAGAAUGAGUACCGAUGCCGUGGGGGCUGUCCUGCUGACUGGGUGUGGAUUGUCCCUCCCAUGUCGGGCAGCAUCACCCCAGUUUUCCACCAGGAAAUGCUCAACUACCGUCUCACACCCUCCUUUGAGUACCAGCCGGACCCUUGGAAUACCCAUGUCUGGAAAGGUGUCAAUGGGACACCCACCAAGAAGAGGGCCAUCGGCUUUAAGAAGUUAGCAAAGGCUGUGAAGUUCUCAGCCAAGCUGAUGGGACAGGCCAUGGCCAAGAGGGUCAAAGCCACCAUUCUGUACGCUACCGAGACAGGGAAGUCGCAGGUCUAUGCAAAAACUCUGUGUGAGAUCUUCAAGCACGCCUUCGAUGCCAAGGUGAUGUCCAUGGAUGAGUAUGACAUUGUGCACCUAGAGCAUGAAACCAUGGUCCUGGUGGUCACAAGCACCUUUGGCAAUGGAGACCCACCUGAGAACGGAGAGAAAUUUGGCUGCGCCUUAAUGGAGAUGAAGAAUCCCAAUGCCAACCUGGAGGAGAGGAAGAGCUACAAGGUCCGUUUCAACAGCGUCUCCUCUUACUCGGAUGCACAGAAAUCCUCGAGCGAUGGCCCUGACUCCAGGGACAACUUUGAAAGCACAGGGCCCCUGGCUAACGUCAGGUUCUCCGUGUUCGGGCUGGGGUCUCGAGCUUACCCCCAUUUCUGCGCCUUUGCCCGCGCGGUGGACACGCUCCUGGAGGAGCUGGGUGGAGAGAGGAUCCUCCGCAUGGGAGAAGGGGAUGAGCUCUGCGGCCAAGAGGAGUCCUUCAGGACCUGGGCCAAGAAGGUCUUCAAGGCAGCGUGCGACGUGUUCUGCGUGGGGGACGACGUCAACAUCGAGAAAGCAAACAACUCCCUCAUCAGCAACGACCGGAGCUGGAAGAGGAGCAAGUUUCGCCUCACCUACGUGGCUGAGGCCCCAGAGCUCACCCAAGGACUGUACAGCAUCCACAAAAAGCGUGUCUAUGCAGCACGGCUGAUCACACGCCAGAACCUGCAGAGCCCCAAGUCCAGCCGCCUGACGAUCUUCGUGCGCCUCCACACCAACGGCCACCAGGAACUGCAGUACCUGCCCGGGGACCACUUGGGAGUGUUUCCAGGGAACCACGAAGACUUGGUCAAUGCCCUCAUUGACAGGCUUGAAGAUGCCCCCCCGGCCAACCAGCUGGUGAAGGUGGAGCUCCUGGAGGAGAGGAGCACAGCUCUAGGUGUCAUCAGUAACUGGACAGAUGAGAACCGUGUCCCACCAUGCACCAUCUUCCAAGCUUUUAAGUACUAUUUGGACAUCACCACCCCUCCCACCCCCCUGUUGCUGCAGCAGUUUGCGUUGUUGGCCACCAGUGACAAGGAGAAGAAACGUUUGCAGGUCCUUAGCAAGGGCUUGCAGGAGUAUGAGGAAUGGAAGUGGUCCAAGAACCCCACCAUCGUGGAGGUGCUGGAGGAGUUCCCCUCGGUGCAGAUGCCCUCCACACUGCUACUCACACAGCUCCCCCUCCUUCAACCACGUUACUACUCCAUCAGCUCCUCCCCGGAGAUGUACCCAGGCGAGGUCCACCUCACCGUGGCGGUGGUCUCCUAUCGCACAAGAGAUGGAGAAGGACCAAUCCACCAUGGAGUCUGCUCCUCCUGGCUCAAUCGGAUACAGACCGAUGAAGUAGUGCCCUGUUUUGUAAGAGGUGCGCCCGGGUUCCACCUGCCCCAGGACCCCCAGGUGCCCUGUAUCCUCAUCGGGCCCGGCACUGGCAUCGCCCCUUUCCGCAGCUUCUGGCAGCAGCGGCUCUUUGAGAUCCAGCACAAAGGUCUGAAGCCUUGUCCCAUGGUGCUGGUGUUUGGCUGUCGGCAGUCCAGGAUUGACCACAUUUAUAAAGAGGAGACACUCUUUGCCAAAGCCCAAGGUGUCUUCAGAGAGCUGUACACAGCCUACUCCCGGGAACCGGACAAACCAAAGAAAUACGUGCAGGACGUGUUACAGGAGCAGCUGGCCCAAACUGUGUUCAAAGCACUGAAGGAGCAGGGAGGCCACAUCUACGUCUGCGGGGACGUCACCAUGGCCGGGGACGUCCUCAAGACGGUGCAGCGCAUCGUGAGGCAGCAGGGCCAGCUCUCGGUGGAGGAGGCAGGAGCUUUCAUCAGCAAGCUGCGGGAUGACAGCCGGUACCACGAGGAUAUUUUUGGAGUCACCCUGCGUACGUACGAAGUGACUAACCGCCUUAGAUCUGAGUCUAUUGCAUUCAUUGAGGAGAGCAAAAAAGACACGGAUGAGGUUUUCUGCUCCUAACUGGACCCGUCACCCCAAGGGGAUGCCAAACCAGUCCCGGCUCCUGCUGCCCCCUCCAGCCGGAGGGUUUUGUAUCUCACGGACACGGUGGCUCCUUUUCCGCGGGGAACUGCCCAUGGAAAGCGCUCUGUCUCUCGUCCUGUCGUUGUGUCCUGAUGAUGAUGAUAAUGAUGAUGAUUUUUAUUUCCUUUUCUUCCUCUUUCUCUUGCUCUUGUCCUGUGGCCAUUUCUUUUCACCCCCUUUCCCUUCCCUGGAUUUCCCCACUGAAGUACGAUGGCUUUAUAACCUGCAGUGGCUCUUAACAGAACUCCACAUUUCUCCUUCUCACGAGGGCGUUUUGCAGCUGCAUGAAAUCAACUUUGUGAUCAUCCACAUUUUGGUGUUCAGUGGGACAGCAGAGGUGGCAGGGGCUGGGCAAUGGCUACGUCUUGUUGCUUGACCAGAGUUCCCCCUCUCCCCAGCUCGGGGCUUGGCUGAAUCCUUGCGUUUUCAUGGCUUUUCUUUGGACUUACACAGCCCUGGGCAUAUGCCUGAAGCUGGGGCAGAUGAUGUGCAAUGCCCUCGUGCCUAUGAACUUGGUUCACCCCCAAGCAGCCUGGAUACAAGUGUCUGUUUCGAUCCCAAGGGUGGGAUGUCUCUUAUCCACAUGUCAUGAUUUCUCCUAAAUGGAUUCUGUGCUAUGUUUGCCUCCUUCUCUGCUCCCUGCUCCCCACGAGCCUCUCCUUUUGCUCAACCCUACUUUUGCUGGCAUGAGUCCUCCCACAGAGAAGCAAGCAUCAAAUACACAGGCUGAUGUGUAUGCUGGGGAAAAACUCAUGCCAUUGACUGCUGCUUGGCCAGGCUGUCCUCUGGAGGGCUUUACAGGAGAUGUGUGACCUGCAGAAAUGAUGCUGAUGGGACAGAUUGAGGGACUGGCUGCAUUCCAGAGCUUUGCAUGCUGUGAAUGUGUGAACCCUUUCCCAGGUGAGACUGAAAAGCCAUGAGGAUGGGAGAGAAGCAACUCCAACCCCACUGCAAGAAGCAUCUCCUAUCUGGAAGGCAGCACUUGGAGGGUUACGGAGGCUCCUGCUCCUUGGUGAGGAUGUGCUGACCAAGGAUUCUUGAAAGCCCAAAGACAGCAUCAUCUCCAUCUUAGCAGAGUCCCAUGAGCAGUGCUGGGACAGCAGAGCCCAGCCUCUUCCACACCUUCAGGAGCAGAAAGUGCCAGCACGGAGUGACCUGAGAAAUGCAUGUGGCAUCUCAGUGACAAGCCAGCCCCCUCUGUAGGCUCUGCCCCAGCUGCCAGCAGCACUAGCUGUGUCUGCCCGGACAUCUCAAGUGAGAAGAGAGGUGAGAUGGGCUGCAAAGAUGCUGCGUGACUGGGCUCUGGCACGCUCACACCUCAGCCCUGCUGCAGAAACCUGGCCCCAAAAGCAUCUGUUAACGCGAUCACAGGAAGGUAUCAUCCCUCUAACAGAGAAAAGCUGUCUGCAAGGUAAAGCAUAGAUGACCUUUGGUGUCCUUCCUCCUCCUCCUCCUCUCUUCCUCAUCUUGGAAAAGGUUUGUCCUCCCUCAUUGCCAGGACAAGGACAGCAGAGCACGGCUGCAGCUUUUGCUGGAGGCAGGGAUAUGGGGUUGGCAGAUGUAGGAGAUGCCCAUCCUUUCCUCCUGCCCUUGCUCUGAUGAACUCCAUGCUGAUACUUCUAUGGAGCAAAGCACCAAAACCGGUGACAGCAGAGGGCUUGGUCAGGAGCUGCAAUGGUGAGCUUGCUUUCAGAGGGCAGAGAUUAGCCACCCUCUGUCAAAGCCAGAACAAAAAGCUGCAGGAGGUUUGCUGCUCUCCCAGCCCAUGGUACAAGCUGCUCCGGUUCCCCCGGCCCCAGGCUGUGCCGUUAUCCCCACCCUCAGCCAGGACUUCCUCCUCUUUCCUGCUGCUUGGCUAGCCAUGUCUCCCCGUACCGUGAUCACCUCCUGCAGCCUUGACUCCCUGAAUGCUUGAAACAGCUCCAACCCCAAAUCCAGGAGCAAAAGGCACCGAAUUGAGCUCCAAGUCUCGGUUUUGAUGCUCCCACCAGAGUGGUGGAAAAUACGAAUGGAUGCUGCCACUCUGUGGCCAGAGCAGGGUUUGGAGCCGGGUGCGAGGGCAGGUUUGUGUCAUUGCCUGGGGACUUGUCACCUGGAGGUGAAAACUGGACAGGAGAGGAGAAAGGGCAGCCCACGGUCCCCCUGUGUGGGUUGUGCCUUAAUCCCAGGGCAGGCAGUGGGGUGGGGGAGCUGGGUCCCUUUGCUGUCUGUGGAAAACAGCCCUAAAGCUGUGAACAUAGAACAAGCCUGGUCCUAACCCCCAGUCCUGUGGCUGCAGAAACAGAGCUGAAGGGAAAAAAUCAAACUCAUCCCCUUCUUUUGGGAGAUUUGCUUGUGGCUCUAGACUUUGAGCUCUGGUUCUCCUUUUGGUAGAAGGAGUGAUGCAAUCUGAAGAGCAGGUAGUGCCCUAAGAAAUGCCCUUGCCUUUGUCCUUUUCCCAGCUCAUCCUGUGUUGCUGGCAAUUAGUUUUCUCCUGUCCUGUAUCACCUCCCAUCUGGAAGACGUACUGCUGCUGGAGUCUGUGUCUGAGACGAAUUGACUUGCUUUCCCUGUACCCCAAAGCUUCUCACCUCCAUAUCCCCCUUCCACCCAAGCUGUCAGUGAAAGCAGUGGGGAAGCACAGUGGAGAAGGGAAUGGGGCAUGUGCCUUGCCUUCAGUGGGAUCCAUGCAGGGGCUUGUGUCACAGACAGCUAGAGCCCCCUCAAGUUCACCAGGCAUUGGGUAGGUGAGUCCUUCAGAGCCCUUUGGAAGGGAUAUGCUGUUCUAAGGGCAGCCUCUUUGCCCGGCCCUGGAGAAGAAACACUCUUCCUGCCAUGAAGGUCCAUGACUCCCGUUCAUAUGUCCACCAGGGCUCUGAGCUGCCUUUCUGCUCCCUCUGCUUGAGAUGGACCAUUUGCUCCUCACGAGCUGCACCACUGGGAAUUUUGAUUCACUGGUUUUUGUUGAGUCAGUCUCAGACAUCUCAGCUUCUCCAUCCUCUCACCUGCAGGGGCAUCGCACUCCCCUCGUGCUUCAUUUUCUCCCACAGCAAAGGGGAAAAUCAAUUUGUGGAUCUGCUUUAUCAUUCCACAAAUGCAGCUCUUCCUCCAGUUGUCUACACCCUGCUUGUGCCAGUGUGACAUUUCUGACGUGUGGCUGUAGCUACAGUAACUCUGGCACGGAUAAGCAGCAGAGAGUGAGGUGGGGUCAGCCACAGAGUAGUGCUGUGAGCUGCUCCAGGGUGUCAUGGAUGAGAGGUUGUGCCUCUUGGGCACUUGGUUCACAGAUCUGUCACCUCCAGGUGCCUGCUGCCCAGACAGGCUCCUGCACAGCCCCACAUGGCUCCUGAGGGGAGGGGUGCUGGGCCUGAUGACACCCAGCCUGAUCCAGUGUCCGAGUUCCUCUCCUGGAGGAUGUCCACCACCACCACUGCCCGUUUUGAGCAGCUUUGCUCCUGUUUGCUCCCCAGAUAUUAAACACAAAGAGGGUCUUCUCUAAAAAGGAGAUUUGAUUUUCAAGACACUAUGAAGUGGGGUUGGUUUUGGCAAAGAUUUUAAUUCAAACAUCCACAGAAAGUUAUUACCUGACCUUGAAAACUCAUGGGAAAUGAUUCUCUGUUUUUCCAACCUGCUGUGUCCACUAGCAGGGAAAAAUAAGUUGUUCAUUCAGUGCAAGGGUGUCUACUGCCUGUGUUGUUGAUGACUUCAAAGGUUUCAUCUCCCCAAAAGGACUGCCUGGGAGUUUGUUGUUGCUCUGUUUAUGAGAGACAGCAGGAAAAUAAUGAGACUUCUGCCCUCAGAAGCAGACUCAGGAAGAUGACUCCACGGUCGGUGCAGGGUGGGCCUGAGAUCGUUGAACUUAGAGGAACUGAGCCAGCCAUGUCCAUACUGGCCAGAGAAAUGGGUUUGAGCUCCCUGCGCCAUCCUGUGCCUACACAUCCCAGGGGUGAG
This is a messenger RNA of Pezoporus flaviventris, 9256 nucleotides long. RefSeq names its product nitric oxide synthase 1 (gene NOS1). NCBI's taxonomy places the organism in Eukaryota, Metazoa, Chordata, Aves, Psittaciformes, Psittacidae. Gene Ontology annotation, molecular function: nitric-oxide synthase activity; heme binding; FMN binding. The transcript has 29 exons. Bases 941 to 5263 code for a protein of 1440 amino acids. Gene Ontology annotation, biological process: nitric oxide biosynthetic process. The record is from RefSeq and is a predicted model, not a curated record.